Vigna radiata var. radiata (mung bean) is the source of this 1351-nucleotide messenger RNA. RefSeq lists its product as uncharacterized. Bases 780 to 1121 code for a protein of 113 amino acids. Lineage: Eukaryota; Viridiplantae; Streptophyta; Magnoliopsida; Fabales; Fabaceae. The transcript is spliced from 3 exons. The record is from RefSeq and is a predicted model, not a curated record. Gene Ontology annotation, cellular component: nucleolus.
UGACAAUUUAAUAGAUUUUGAUUAAAAAGAGGAUAAAAUAUUAGCAAUAUAAAUAUUUAUUCUUUUAUGUAAAUAAAAAUUAGAUUUAAAUCCUUACUUGUUUCCAGAGUUGAAUUUUUCUUUACUAUCCAAUUUAAAAAAUAAAGAUAUUGAGUUCCUGAAAAUUAUAUCACUUCAGUCUUAUCCCUUUAAGUCGUGACAUGAGUUGGGCUAUCCCUUUAACGAUGUCGUCGUGGCAAUGAGUUGGGCUACAGACGUGGCAGCCGAAAGAAUAAAUUACCUGUUUUUAAAUUGGGGAAAUUAAAUACCCUUCACCGGAAAUCUUUAUCAGCUUGGCCUGUUGCCGCACCGUUCCUUGCAAGCUCUCUCUCACAAGCAUGACCCUCUCAUCUUAUAUAGCUGGGGCAGGUCCCCACACUCAUUGUUUCAUCUGCUGAUGUGGCCGCAGAAGUAUUCAAAACCCACGACCUCGUUUUCAUUAACCGGCCAAAAACCAUCGCCGCGGGAAUCUUUCUUUAGGGCUACAAGGACGUGGCUUUCAUCCCCUAUGACGAUGAGUGGAGACAACUAUUGAGAACUAUUUGUGAUUGAUAAUUAUGCUGCUCAUAACUAGAAGUGGAGAAAUAGACAAUUGUUUGCCAUUAUGUAUGUUUUAAAUCAACUUGUUUUGGCUUGCUUUUUGAACAGGUACAGAAUGGUGUCGAAUCAGAGAGCUUCUACCAUGGAAAUUGAGACUGUAGCAUCAGAAGCCAAAGUUUGAGGCAUUGAAGCCUCAUGAGAUGUCUGAUGGACAGAUUCGGUUCCGCAAGGUGAAUGUUCCACCUCAUCGUUAUACCCCUCUCAAGAAAGCUUGGAUGGAUAUCUAUACUCCCAUUUUUAAACAGAUGAAAAUUGAUGUCCGCAUGAAUUUGAAGAUGAUCAGUUGUAAUAUUGCAGUCGAUAUGUAUUGGUCGAUACAUAUAGUACAUACAAGGCAACAAACGAGUAUGUCACAGUUGGAAAAUUUUGAGAGUCUUGCAGGAGUUGAACGUCGUUCCCAAUCAACUUCAUCUGAACGCUUGGGUAGCCAUGCAGGCAUUCGGUAUUUUGUGCACCACUACCGCACCUGUCUGACUGCUUGAAAGGGAUAAGUUUCUUUAAUAAGUGAAACUGAUUGAAAUUUUUUCUGGCUUUUCGCUUCUUAUAAGGGUUUUAGUGGAAGAUUCUUUGAGAUCAUUAUUCUGACCAAGGCCGUAAAUUGUUUCGGCAUGAACAAUUGGUUGAACUUUCCUGUGUACUAGAUCCAAAAUCUUGCUUGAUCAAAUACCUAGGAACCGUAGAUGAUGACCCUUGAAGAGGGAUUUCAGAGUAA